GACUUUAACGUGAAAGCUUAGUUACGAUUUCUUACGUUGUGUUGUGUGUAAUGUUUCUGACUGUAAUAGCGGAAGAACCGCAAUGCUUAAAAUAUGAUUUUGAAGAAAAGAUCUUGGAAAAAUUAGUUCGAAUGGAAUACCAAAUGGAAAGAAUGAAAAUUGAAGGACUUGAAAGAGAUGAGAGCAUGGCAAAAAUUAAAACUGAGGUGGCCACUGCUCUAGAAACACAGGACCAAAGUGUGGCUGACAUUAAAAGCAAACUUGACGAAAAGUCCACCGCGUUUGAGCAGAAAAUGACAGAUACUAUUGGAAAAAUGUUGAAAAGGGUGGAAAAUAUUGCAGAAGCAUCAACAAUACCGAAGAUAGUGUUUAAGGCACGUAUUAAUUCACACAUGUCUGUUACUAGGGGAGUUUACAUUGUUUUCCCUACAACAGUGUUGAACGAGGGUGACGCCUAUGACUCAGGAAGUGGUAUAUUCACCGCACCUGUUAAUGGAACAUACAUGUUUAAUGUUAUCUUUUGUGUGUCCUCUGGAAAGAGUUUGCAUAUUGAUAUCAUGGUGGAUGACACGAAGACGGCACCUGUAGUGUUCCGGAAUUCAGCCCACAGUGUUUGCCACUCAGCUGUUACUGUGGAAGUCCUCACUGCUGGUCAGAGGGUUGGGAUCCAAGUGACUUAUAACGAAUCAGGCAAUGUUAUUCAUCACAACUCUUACAGAUGGAGCACAUUCUCUGGAACUCUGCUUCAUACUACUUAAGAAACUCAGUUAAACGCUUAUUAAACAGAGAAAACUGAUGCACUGGGUAUUUGUGUGUGUUUUUUUAAACACCAAUAUGCCAUUAUAGGGAAUGUUCACUCACUUAUUAUUCUUGUUAUCAUAUAACGUACUAAACAUUUUAACUGCCUAUUCUUAUCAGGUACGAAAUACUUUGUUUACACAAUAAAGAUGGAAUG
Molecule: messenger RNA, 955 nt
Organism: Mercenaria mercenaria
Lineage: Eukaryota; Metazoa; Mollusca; Bivalvia; Venerida; Veneridae
Product: C1q-related factor-like
Exons: 2
Coding region: 51-758 (235 amino acids)
Molecular function (GO): protein binding
Source: RefSeq, a predicted model, not a curated record